UCUCUACGUUUCAAAAAUCUCAUUGUGGUAACUGAUUCAGUAUUGGGUAAUGAUGUAGCAGAGGAGUCUUUCCCCAAUCUCUGCUUCUCUUCUCCCUUUGAUUCCUUCCGUUGGUGGGGGAAUCAAUUUCCCGUUUAUGAUGCUCUGUUCUUCUUUCCGAACACGGAUUCGAUCUUGGCUUCGGGAUUACGAUAAGAUUCAAGCAGUUGCUGUUAUUCUCAUUUAUAUUCAAAUCGGUUGCGCGUUGGUUGGAUCUCUCGGCGCAUUGUUCAAUGGCGUCUUGCUGAUCAAUUUGGCGAUAGCAUUGUUUGCCCUUGUUGCAAUUGAAAGUAGCAGCCAGAGCCUUGGCCGGACAUACGCUGUUCUUCUUUUUGGUGCGAUCUUGCUUGAUAUCUCGUGGUUCAUUCUCUUCUCGGACCAGAUAUGGAACAUUUCUCGUAAGUCAUAUGGAGCCUUCUUUAUCUUUUCGGUGAAACUCGCACUCUCAAUGCAAAUUGUUGGGUUUUCUGUGAGGUUGGCAUCUUCAUUAUUAUGGAUUCAGAUGUACAGAUUGGGGGUUUCAUCUGUAGACAAUACAGCUUCUCAAGAAGCAGAUUUUGAUUUAAGGAAUAGUUUUUUGAAUCCCUCUGCCAAUGCCAUGGCUAGACAGACCUCUGAUUCUGAGGGCACAUUAGGAGGUUCUAUUUAUGACCCUGCUUAUUACUCAUCUCUCUUUGAAGAUGCUCAAGAAUAUGGACAUCAGGGCCAUAAGGAUAGUAUUGAUGAUGUGGGUUCCACGUCAGCUGCUGAUGCUUUACAAUUGAAGUCAUGUAUUGGCAAAUCUUUUCAGGUUGUUGAUGAAGAGAGUGCACUAAACAAGCCGUAGAGUCAUCCAAUUUUGAUAUCCCAGAGUUGGAGUACAUUGGUUGGUGAAGUCUUGACUCAUUGGCAUGCAUGCAUUCACCAUUAGUUCGUAUCCAAUUUUUGUUCAUUUCUACAUUCAAAUUGGGCCAGGUAGUGUACAGAAGUGGGCUUUGUACAGUUUACCAAUUGUGCACCAUUCUUUUCCAUGUGAUCAAAUGUGUUGAUACCUUAUUAUCCAACAUAGAGAGAGCCAGGGCUUCUUUUUGUUCACCAAGAAUUUGCCAUUAUCGGAGAUUCUCUGUUAGUGAUGGUAGAUUAUGCUCUCCAUUGGUAACUCAAAUCUUGUCUGCCACUUUUGUGCACAUGGAUCUUGGCGGUGCCCUUGGAUAGCAGCAGCAGCCUCCUAAAUUGACAUUGUUUGGACUUCGUCGCAAACUCGCAAACAGGAGCUCUCUUCUGGACUGCCCAGCUGCUAUAUUGUUAAGACUUAAAUGUGGUCCAAAUAGGGGAACUCCUGCGUAGAGCAUUGGGGAAUAGUGGGAUGAGUGAUGUUUUCAGGAAUUAGAUAGAAGAAACUCAACUUGAUGGAUGAUUCUACCCAUCAAAUCAUUUCUAUAGUAGUUAGAAUGGAGAUAUGAGUUCUGAUAGAAGGGGGUUGGGAGAUGUAUUGAUCCCAUAAUUAAUUAUUCGACGACAAGUAGUAAUUUGUUCCACUGAUUGCCACCGUUUGCAGCACAUAGAGGAAGUCUGAAUUGGGGUCAUACUUGAUUGACUCUGAUGAUGAAUGAAUUGACAGUAGAUCAGUUUGCAAAUUGUAGUGAAAUUUCAAUUUAUUAAUUCCAUCUGAUUGCUUAGUCUAAA
Molecule: messenger RNA, 1704 nt
Organism: Telopea speciosissima
Lineage: Eukaryota; Viridiplantae; Streptophyta; Magnoliopsida; Proteales; Proteaceae
Exons: 5
Coding region: 137-865 (242 amino acids)
Source: RefSeq, a predicted model, not a curated record